Symbiodinium natans is the source of this 1125-nucleotide messenger RNA. The record is from the annotation of a GenBank genome assembly. NCBI's taxonomy places the organism in Eukaryota, Dinophyceae, Suessiales, Symbiodiniaceae.
AUGGCGCAUCCGAACGUCAUCCUGCGGGACCCCAUCAUGUAUCGGAUAUUGCCAAACACGCCUCAUCCGCGUACUGGCAGUGAGUGGCCGAUUUACCCUUCCUACGACUGGGCCCAUGGACUUUCUGAUGCAAUCGAGGGAGUCACGCAUUCCGUUUGUACGCUGGAAUUCAACAUGCACAACGAACUAUAUGAUUGGUUCAACGAGAAGGUUCUAACCUUGCCAGAGGCACUUCCUGAAUGCCAACCUCCAAGCUCGGCACUCCCGAGGCAACAUGAAUUUGCGCGGCUGGAGAUGACCCAUAUCGUUGUGUCGAAGCGGAAGCUGAAGCGCCUGGUGGAGGGUGGCUAUGUGGACGGUUGGGAUGACCCGCGCAUGCCAACCAUUUCUGGCAUGCGGCGACGAGGGUACCCACCCGCUGCUCUGCGGAAACUCUGCGAGCUCAUUGGCGUGACCAAGGUCCCUACAAGCGUCAUAGAGUACACGCUCCUCGAGAACUGUGUCCGAGACGCACUCCAGGAGCAGGUGUCCGCGAAGCUGCUAUGUGUGCUGCGCCCACUUCCUGUCACCAUCACGAAUUGGCCGGAUGGGCAGGAGGACGAGCUGAUCGAGGUGCCCGGUGACUCGGAUGGGCAGCUGCGACGGAUGUACUUCGGUAAGGAUCUGUUAUUGGAUAUGGAGGACUUUCAGGAAGAGCCGGAGCCAGGCUUCAAGCGUUUGGCGCCAGGCAGACAGGUAAAGCUUCGAUACGGAUAUGUCAUCAAAUGUGACGAGGUGAUCCACUCACCGGACGGUGGUAUCCAGGAGCUUCGCUGCUCCUAUGAUCCCGACUCCCUGGGGAAGAGGCCCCCAAAGAAGGUGGCGGUGGUGCACUGGGCACAUGCCACGAAGUCCACGCCCGUGACUGUCAGGAUGUACGACAAGCUGUUUAGCGAGCCGCGACCAGAGGAGGCAGGUGACUUCCUGGAUGCCCUGAAUCCCAAGUCGUGUGAAGUGCUGGCAUGUGCCGCACUCGGGUUAUGCCGCGCUCGGGGUCUGGAGUCUGGACUGGAAGUCGUCCUUACCAAGACGUGGCGCAACAAAACGUGCCAGACCUUUGCAAUGCGGCUUUGCUUGCUGUCGUAG